Messenger RNA from Catharus ustulatus (Swainson's thrush), 3746 nucleotides. RefSeq names its product DNA helicase B (gene HELB). The record is from RefSeq and is a predicted model, not a curated record. The transcript is spliced from 13 exons. The coding region runs from base 618 to 3713 and encodes 1031 amino acids. NCBI's taxonomy places the organism in Eukaryota, Metazoa, Chordata, Aves, Passeriformes, Turdidae.
AUUUUAUUUUAAAAUAAAUUUUACAAAACUUAAUUGAUUGAUGAAAACACAUGCUUGCUAGUGGUGUGAACGUGCAAAGAUACAGCUGUGAAAUGCUGCUGAAAAAGCAGAGCUGUGUAACAACUAUUAACCUACUAACUACUAACCAGUGAAGAUGAGUUUAAAACAGGUUGUAGAAAUACUUGCUUUCAUGACUGAAUAGCAGGUUUUCUGCGGGACUUCAGUGAGAGAUAAUAGUGAAUAUGAGAAGGGCUGCUAUUUCAUCAAUGAGCUGCCAUGAAGUUUCAGAAAAGGCAAGGAAGCGGAGUUGAGCAAAAGCGAAGACUGAGCAGCCGCUGCCAGGGUCCCAGUGUAGGGAAGGAAGGGCGAUUCCCAGAUUUCCAAUGAGGGCUUCCGGAGAACAGUUUGCCAGUCAUAUAUAACAUUAAACUAUGCAAUUUCACCCAGGGGCGGCGGGUUGAUAAUCGGAUAUACUGGAACCGUGACGUUAUGAUCCGAUGGUGCAUGUGACAGAGGCCAUGUAAACACAGAGUUACGUUCCCGCGGUUCCGAGUAUCCCGACCCCGCGCCGCUCCCGCCCGCCGGCCCGCCCUUCGCCGGGGCGGGGAGAUCUCGGCAUGGCGGGGUCGGGCCGGGAGCGCGGCGCGCACCUGGAGCUCUGGGGGCACCUGCGGCCGCUGCGCUGCGAGGCGCCGGGCGACGAGGAGGAGAGCGACGAGGAUUUCGAGGAGGAGCCGCUCUUGGUGGAGGAUACGCUCCUGGAGGCCGCCGGGCGGGAGCUGUCGGCCGCGCUGCCCCCGCGCCGCUCCGUUAUUAUACAGGAAUUCGACACCAAAAAGGAGUAUGUAGUAGUUGGACGUUUUCCAUUAGUUGACCCUUGGUGGAAGGUUAAUGUUAAAGCUAAAAAAUUGGGGUCGAAGUACUUUAUGCAAGGAUAUCCGUCGUACUUUCUGCAGACUGAUGUAGAAGAAAACAACAGACAAGUAUUUUCACUCUUUCUUAACAAAUGUGGUGUUCCUGAAAAUUGGAAAGAAAAAUUUUUUGCUUGGCUUCCUACGGAGUCUGUGCUGAGUUUUAGCAAUCUUGAAGAAAAACUAAAGGAGUUCCAAGUUUCACAGCUACAGCCAAGGAGGAUCCAAAGAGAUACCAAGGAUUAUGACAUCUUCUAUUAUGUUUUAAAAUCAUUUGCAGGAAAGGCGGUAUUGGUAGCUCUGGCUUUUCCGAGGAUUCUGGAGUUCAUGCCGAUUCUUCUGCCACGCCACUUCUGCUGUCUGUUAGAUAAGAUGUGUUGGGAAAGAAAGGCUGAUACGGAUGAUGAGGAGGUAGCUGAUGAGAUGGCAACAAAAUUGGAUGAGAUACUAAAGGAUGAGCCAUGGAAACUUGGGUUCAGCAGGAUUCUGUACAAGGAGUUGCACCUUCCUCACUGUGAGGCAACGUGGGCUGCCUUCUGUCAGUGUGAACAUCUCCUCUGGAAGAUUCCUGACCUGCAGAAGAAUGCAUUAAUUCUGUAUGAUCAGCUCAAGACACGCUGUAGACAGAUGGGACACACGUAUGAAGAUCAAGAUGAAUUAGCUCGUUUUGUGUCCAGUCACAUGUCCAUUGAGCAUGUUUGGCAAUCUCUUGAAUUUUUGAAAGAUCAGAAUAUAGUGAUUAAGGAAAAAAAGCUGGUGUUUCUGCCUCAUCUUUACAAAUCUGAAAAAGAUAUUGCAAUGUAUAUAGGUGACCUUCUGUCAAACAACACAUGGAAACUGGAUGUGGAUGUGAAAAAGAUACUUAGCAUUUCUGAGUCACCAAGAGAAACAGUAGAUAAUGAAAUAAAUAUUACCCAGGCACAUGAAAUGGAGGAAAAUAUUCCAGACAAUCAUAAUGGUGAAAAUCAUUUUCCUGAAAAGGAGGUGGACUCUCUGUCUGGUAUCCAAAGUACAGCAGAGGUAGACAAAGAUCAGGUGAUUGCUGUAAAAAAAAUUUGUGCUAAUCCUGUCACAAUCAUAAGUGGAAAAGGAGGCUGUGGGAAGAGUACAAUAGUUAGCUGCCUUUUUCGUCAUUUAAAGCAGAUGGAAAUAGAAGUGGAAGCUGCUUCUAAGGACUUUGAAAAAGACUUGGAUGCUUCUGAGGAAUGGAAUACAUUUGAUCAUCACUGGGAAUCAGAGAAUACGUAUGCAAAAAAAUUUUUGAAUGUACUGUUCACUGCACCUACAGGGAGGGCAACAAGUCUUUUGAGAGAAAAAACACAGCUUCCUGCAUAUACACUGCAUCAGAUUAUCUAUAGUUUUAAAGCGUGGAGUCGGAGUGAGCAGGCACAGCCAUGGAAGUUUUCUGCAGUUACAGUUCUGAUUGUAGAUGAAGGAAGUUUGGUGUCUGUACACAUCCUUAGUUUAGUUUUAAAACUCUUGUGUGAGCAUGCUCAGCUUGCUAAACUUAUUAUUCUAGGUGAUACUAGACAGCUACCAAGCAUAGACCCAGGAAACAUGUUAGCUGAUAUCUUUGAGGGUCUAAAACCAAGAGGCUUUUGUGUGGAACUGCGAACUAACCACAGAGCUGAAUCACAACUAAUUGUAGAUAACGCAUCAAGAAUCUCUCACCGGCAGCUUCCUGAAUUUGAUGAGGUGCUGAAAAUUUCUGCUUGGAAUGAGGAAAUAACAAUGCCAACCCCAGAGAAGAAAUUUAUUUUUAUUGCUUUGCCUGCUGGUGGGAAUUGUGAGAAUUUACAAACUGCAAUAAAGAUUUUACUUAAAAAAGGGCCAGGAUUGGAGGAUGCCAAACAAUCACAGUUCAUUGCUUUCAGAAGGCAAGAUUGUGAUCUAAUAAAUGAACUUUGUUGCCAACACUAUUCAAAUCAUUUAACCAGAGACCAUAAGAACCGACUUCUAUUUCAGAUGGGGGACAAGAUUGCCAGCACGCGCAAUGUGUAUCUCAAGGAUCUGCUGGCAGCCUGUGAUGUCGGAGAGGGUCCCAAUGGCCAGGAAUGCGGAAAUGGAGAAAUCACAUUCACUGCAGAGGCUGAUGACGAGGGAAAACGACUCUGCAAUGGAGAUAUAUUUUUCAUAACAGAGGAUAAAGAAAUUGAUAAGCAGCGCUUGCUGACCAUCAGCAGCACAUACGGCUCCACGUUCACUGUGAAGUACAAGGCACUGAGGAAGCUGUGUCACAUAAAGCAUGCCUGGGCCAGGACUAUUCACACAUUCCAGGGCUCUGAGGAAAGGACUGUUGUGUACGUGGUUGGCAAUGCCGGCCGGCAGCACUGGCAGCACGUGUACACAGCCGUGACCAGGGGACGCUGCCGCGUCUACGUCGUGGCUGAGGAGCUGCACCUCAGGAGAGCAGUAAAGAACAAGGAGAUAACCAGAAAAACACGUUUGCAGAGAUUUCUGAGAGAGGCAAUUGCGGAAACAAACAGCUGUCCCAAACAAAUGUCCUCUCCCCUGAUGAAGUGCUGGCAAAGUCAAGAGCUGGAGGCUCAAUCUGUUUCUGUUACUCAAGGUGCUCCUGACCCACCUGAACUUCCAAGUGACCUCAUGAUACAGGAAGGGUCGUCAGUUCUCAGUGAAAAGCAGAUGAUCAGUUUGCAGCUGAGUCCAUGUAAAAGACAAAUUCCUGCAUCUGAGGAUGCUACAAAAAACCCCCCUAGAACAGUAGAAGAAUCCCCACUUGGAUCUUCCAGACUUAGGAAUCUAACUUUGGGACAAACUCCUAGGAAGCUUUUCAAAAACUAACAGACAAUUAUUAAUUGGUCCUGGUGUGAACAG